Sipha flava (yellow sugarcane aphid) is the source of this 1653-nucleotide messenger RNA. RefSeq names its product mitochondrial folate transporter/carrier. The transcript is spliced from 7 exons. NCBI's taxonomy places the organism in Eukaryota, Metazoa, Arthropoda, Insecta, Hemiptera, Aphididae. Bases 353 to 1300 code for a protein of 315 amino acids. Gene Ontology annotation, cellular component: mitochondrion. Gene Ontology annotation, biological process: folate import into mitochondrion; nucleotide transport. Gene Ontology annotation, molecular function: FAD transmembrane transporter activity; folic acid transmembrane transporter activity. The record is from RefSeq and is a predicted model, not a curated record.
ACUGCGAAGUGCACUGGCCUUGUGAUAAAAAUAAUUUGAUGAAAUCAAUUUUCUCUUUUGUUCCCUCUAAUAAAAUUUACUACACGUCGCUUUCAGUAGUUUUCGUCGAGUCGUCCGUUCGUUUUCCCAAUUACACCCAUUGCCUGAAACUGAACAUCGCUUUACAAUGGGGUCCGUGUUUAAGCCGGAAUGCUUUUUCGAUCGGUAGGAAAUGUCAAAUGCACAUCAUCAAGGCUUCGAACAUCUCCGACCGAUACACCGCUGUGCGCGACAUGUCGAACAAAACCUAUGUGAUAGUAAUUUGUGAUAAAUAAUAUCUAAAACAGCAUCAACAGUCAAUCGUGUUCCGGACAUGGGACCACCAACCAAGCCUUUGACCAAUGGUGCUCCAGUAAGAAAAUCUAUGUUUGAACAUGUCAAAAUUGAACAUAUGGUUGCCGGGUUUUCAGGCGGUGUUGCAUCAACACUUAUACUUCAUCCCUUAGAUUUAUUGAAAAUUAGAUUUGCUGUUAACGAUGGUAGAAAUGCUAUACCAAGUUAUGCUGGAUUAGGAAAUGCUGUUACUACAAUAUUUAGGCAGGAAGGAAUCAAAGGACUUUACAAAGGAGUAACACCAAAUGUUUGGGGAUCAGGAAGUGCUUGGGGUUUUUAUUUUCUAUUUUACAAUUCAAUUAAAGCAUGGAUUCAAGGUGGCAAUACAAAAAAACCUUUGGGUCCUGCAUUGCAUAUGACUGCUGCAGCAGAAGCAGGCAUUCUUACAUUAAUUAUGACCAAUCCAGUAUGGGUUGUCAAAACUCGUCUAUGUUUGCAAUUUGAUAAACCCAGUGAUCCAAGCAAAUCAUACAGUGGCAUGUGGGAUGCGUUUCGCAAGAUCUAUGGUGCUGAGGGUGUACGAGGCCUGUACAAGGGAUUCGUUCCGGGCAUGUUUGGCGUAUCACAUGGUGCCUUGCAGUUCAUGACUUAUGAAGAAAUGAAGACAUUUUAUAAUGAAUACAGAAGAUUACCAAUUGAUGCUAAAUUGGAAACAUCUGAGUACAUUGUGUUUGCAGCAUUUUCAAAACUUAUUGCAGCUGGUUUGACUUAUCCCUAUCAAGUGAUUCGUGCAAGAUUGCAAGAUCAACAUCGUGAAUAUAAAGGCACUUGGCAUUGUAUAACACAAACAUGGAGGUAUGAAGGUACAAAAGGGUUUUAUAAAGGAAUUGGACCUAAUCUAUUGAGAGUUGUACCUGCAACCAUAAUUACAUUUGUUAUCCAUGAAAAAGUAUCAAGAUACUUAAUUAGUAUAAAUAAUAUUCUCUAGACUGUAUACAUAUUUAAAUUAUUAGUUUUUUUCGUAGGUUCUAUAAUACUUUUGUGCUCUAUGUUGUAUACCAAACCAUAUAAAUAAGUUUACCAAUUGUUGACUGCUAGUACUUAAACGUGAAUACUGAAAUGUGUGUCUAAUUAUUAAUUUUUUCUUUUUGAGCAAAUAUAGUUUUGUAAUAAUAUUUUUUUAUAGCAAAACAAUUUUAUUUAUGAUAUUAAUAGGUACAGUGUGCAAUAAUUAAUAAAGUACAAUAAGAUAAUGCCGCAGCACUUCUUUUCGACAGAUUUUAUAGCAUAUAAGUAAAUGUUCAAAGUAAUAAAUAAACUGUCUCAUCUACCUACUUUAAA